Messenger RNA from Cannabis sativa, 2041 nucleotides. RefSeq names its product F-box/FBD/LRR-repeat protein At1g16930. Gene Ontology annotation, molecular function: protein binding. The coding region runs from base 328 to 1782 and encodes 484 amino acids. The record is from RefSeq and is a predicted model, not a curated record. NCBI's taxonomy places the organism in Eukaryota, Viridiplantae, Streptophyta, Magnoliopsida, Rosales, Cannabaceae. The transcript has 3 exons.
GUCCUUCCUUCCUAUGACCUAUUCCUUCCUUGGUAAUGAAACCUAUUGCUUAUCUUUUAAGCAGUCAACCAAAAAUAAAUAUACACAUAAAAAGUUAAAAACUCAUUUUGCCUUAAGUAACUGCCUUGACCAAAACAAACAAACAAAAAAAAAAAAACAGACCACACUUCCCUUCUAAUAGUUCGUCCGGAACACCAGAAGUCUUCUUCUUCUUCUUCUUUUUGAACUUUUAAUCCUCCAUUUUAUAACCCUUUCAUAAAAAAAUCAUCUUUUGAAAGAACCCUCUUCCAUUACCAAGCUCCUGCACUGCACCUACAAGUCAUUUUAAUGGCUGAAAAAAGAGUUAAAAAAACCAAAUCAAAAUUGAUGAUGGGUGAAGAGGAGGAAAAGGUGGACAGAAUUUCUAAACUACCUGAUGCACUUCUCAUUCACAUACUCUCCUUUCUUUUCACUGAUGAUCUCGUUCUGACUAGCCUCAUCUCAAAGCGUUGGAGAUUCUUGUGGUGUUCAGUUCCUAAUCUCCAUUUCCUCCAAACUAAGAAAAUUGGACACUCAGAUGGCCAGCUUUUGUUUAACAAUUAUGUGGAAAAUUUCUUGGAACACCGCAAGAGAGGUAUGGAUGGUGAUCAUGAUUCUGUCAUUACUAGUUUUAAACUUUCAAUGGAUAGGUAUGAUUGGAGUAAUGCAAGCUUCCUAGAUAAAUGGUUAGGUUUUGUAGUUGAGAAUAAAGUUAAGGAAAUUAAACUUGGGUUGUGGGAAGAAGACACUGAUGAGAAUGGUAAUGGUUACUACCCUUCCUUACCUAAACCACUUGUUAACUCAAAAUAUUUGACUAUUUUGAAUUUGGCUAUGGUGGAGUUGAAUUGUCGUUAUCCAUUUAGUUUUCCAUCCUUAAAAUCUUUGAAUUUGGGUGUUGUUCGGUUUGCAGAAAAAGAUGUGUUGGAUAAUCUGUUGUUGGGUUCUCCUUCACUUGAGAGAUUGGAGUUAAGUAAUUUAAUUAGUGAUCAUAAGCUCCACAUUCAUAGUGAUAGUUUAGCCUUGAAGUUCUUGGAAAUUGUAGUGGAUGAUAAUUUAGUAGAGCGAAUUGAAGUGGUAAAUCUUGAAUCUUUGAGACUAUCUUGUGUUUCUUUUGACAAAAUAAAUCUUUCUGUGUGCAAGAGAAUUAGAAUCUUCAGGUUAGAUUGUGAUUAUGAUAUGAAAGAUUUGUCAUCUUUGGAAUAUCUCAUUUCAAAUCUUCCUCUUCUUGAGGAUUUGACUUUGAGUAAUGAUGAAUGCUUGGCCUUGAAGCUCAUUUACAUCUCGAGUGAAAGCUUGAAAAGUUUCAGUGUAGAAAACUCGCGUGAUAAUGAAAUGAAUGUUAUUGUUAAAUCAGCUCCGAAACUAGAAUCAUUUCGUUAUAAAGGUAAUCACAAAUUUAGUAUAACAAUGGAGUCAUCCAAUUUGUUGAAUGGAACAUUCAUAAUUGUUGUGUGGCCGUGGCGUGAGGACUUUGAUGGAGAUUGGUUUAUCAAUUUGUUGAAUUUUCUUUUGAAUCUCGAUUGUUCUUGGAAUAAGGUAACCCUACAUGUUGACACACUUCAGGCUCUUAUAUUUCCAGAAAAUUUGAGGAGGGCAUGUCGUUCUUCUUUGCUUAAUUGGGAGCAUCUUCGAGUUUUUGCUACACGCAAACUAGAGAGAAAAUCAGAACUGAGAGAUGCUUUGUUGUGGAUGUCUCCUUCUAUAAAAACAUUAUCUAUAACGAAACGAUCAUCUCUUGCAUGCUUUUGUGAUCAAUUAUUAUAGGUAGGAGUAUUAGAUUAGUUGACUCUGUAUGCAAAUUUUAAACUUCACAAGAAUUUUUUGUGAAUUACUCUUGGAUAUGCAUUUUAUCUUUAUCACAUGGAUCUCUCAUCUCGCCUUUAAAACUUCAAAACGAGAAGUCGUUAUGUUCUUAAGGUUUUGAUAACUUGAGAGAUUCCUUGUCUCAAGGAUUUUAAGCUUGGUGAGAUACUUUCUAUGCUUGUGUUGGUUUGUUAGUAAUGCAUUUCAUCUUUUUUUAUCA